GAUGAACAAUUAUACGGAAGUGAGACGGACCCGUAAACGAAGGUGCCUGAUUGCCGGUUAACACGGAUAAACAUCCAUUCCUGGGCAUAUAAUUCUCUGCAGAACAAACAAGUAGGGAGGGGAGAAGAGAGGUCCGAGUGAGACGCACAGUUAAACCGGCCACGUAUAAUCCACAGGAGAAGGCCCCAAUGGAAAACGGACCAGCCACUGGUGGCCUCGCCGUGGACGAUAUCUCUUCAUCAUCGCCGGCUAGUGUCGUAUCACACUGGAGCUUCAACGUGUCACGGCGGUACCAGCACCUCCUCGAUAAGUCGGUCCCCCACGUCCUUUACCGAUGGAUCGCGUGCCUGGCGGUGGCGCUCAUUUAUGCCGUACGCGUGUACAUGGUGCAAGGUUACUAUAUCAUCACGUACGGGCUGGGCAUAUACUUGCUCAACCUCCUCAUUGGCUUUCUCUCUCCGCAGAUUGACCCCGAGACCCAGGAUGGCCCUUCUCUCCCCACGCGCGGAUCCGACGAGUUCCGCCCCUUUGUUCGGCGCCUCCCCGAGUUUAAGUUCUGGUGCUCUAUUACAAAGGCCUUCUGCAUUGCUUUUGUUAUGACAUUCUUCAGCGUCUUUGAUGUACCUGUCUUUUGGCCAAUACUUGUUUUCUACUGGAUCUCGCUAUUCAUACUCACCAUGAGGAAACAGAUGAUGCACAUGAUCAAGUACAAAUAUAUUCCAUUCUCUUUUGGAAAACAGCGAUACGGAACAACUGACGGCCCAAACAUUUCUAAGGAUUGAAAUCCUCAGAUGGGGAUAGGGGCAUUACCAGAAGUUGUCGUGAGGACUAUUUUGGCAUCUCGAGCUAUUAUUUUCCCCACUUCUUUACUCAGCAACCCCUUUAGACAUACUAGUUGAAAAAUUAGCUUGGGGAAUAAAGGAGUCGAAUUUUCCUUUACAUAAAAUGUUCCUUCUGUAGAGAGAGCUUAUCCUAGCCCUAUAUUUCCAGAUGCUUUAUAUCUGUUCUGGUGAAUUGUGGUUUACCGAAGGGAAUAUUAGCCAUGCAAUGUAGUAGCUGUAGCUAUAACUUGUACGUUCACUUGAUCGGUGAAGAAUACACUUAUUUUUAUUUGGGUUACAUUCUGAGAAUAAAUCAGAAAAUUUGUUCUUC
Molecule: messenger RNA, 1152 nt
Organism: Tripterygium wilfordii
Lineage: Eukaryota; Viridiplantae; Streptophyta; Magnoliopsida; Celastrales; Celastraceae
Product: protein RER1A-like
Exons: 4
Coding region: 189-782 (197 amino acids)
Biological process (GO): protein retention in ER lumen; retrograde vesicle-mediated transport, Golgi to endoplasmic reticulum
Cellular component (GO): Golgi membrane
Source: RefSeq, a predicted model, not a curated record